This is a messenger RNA of Aureobasidium pullulans EXF-150, 593 nucleotides long. RefSeq lists its product as uncharacterized. The transcript has a single exon. The record is from RefSeq and is a predicted model, not a curated record. Bases 184 to 534 code for a protein of 116 amino acids. NCBI's taxonomy places the organism in Eukaryota, Fungi, Ascomycota, Dothideomycetes, Dothideales, Saccotheciaceae.
AAGAUUUUCUCUGUAGCUGAUGGCCUCUCGCUGCAUUCUUGCUGAUCGAUGAAAAUGGCUCAAAAGAGUUGAUGCAUUUCGCCCCCUCGGCAACGGGUGUACAGCCAAGGCCACAAUGCCACUGUGUUUCUUUCUUCAACCUCGAGAUAGCGACCAUCUGCCUACAUCCACGGAAGCAGCGCAAUGUCGACAGACAGUCACCCCGUCAUCAUGACUGCACGGACUUGUCUCUCAAUGGCGACUCUCUAUGGUGUUGCGGCAAACACCAUCACCACCUACCAUGACGCCGGGUUCGAUCACAGAAUGGGUGUCGUGGGAGUCGUCGGCUUUAUCAUCGCCGAAGGAGCAUAUCACAUUAUCGAAUUGAGAAAGCACAUUGGGAUUCGCCAUGAGGAACGUACUUGGACGAAUCCAGACUGUGUAUUGCACUUUCACAAAGGCGUAGCUGGGACACUCUUCUUCGGGAUGCUGUUCGGAUCCGCAAGAACCAACCAAGCCUUGCAGUUUCUAUGUCGUCUGAUUUCUAAAGCAUAAUUCUGGGUCCCAUCAAGCAACAGCAAAUACUGAUUGAGAAGAAUCCUAACGCUUCCGGA